GAUUUAAUGUAAAAAGAUGUGAAAGUUUUUAGCCAAUAACUGAGAUAGGCAGUCAAUAUAAACAGGAAAUAAGAGGACUAAACACAACCAUUGUUCUGUCACAUUAGCCAAACAUACAAAAAAAUGGCAGAAAUGAAAUCCAUGAGAGUUGUUCCUAGCGGGAAGAUUUAUAAACAGAUGUUUGAUGCACAGGUACAGCUGAAUCGCAGUCUCACUAAGGUCCAGCGAGACUCUACAAGUAUAACAAGAACCACAGCAGGGGGCAGUGCUAUACCUCUCGUACAUCUAUCUAAAGUUAAUGUUAUAGAAAUAAUCAGACUAGUCUCAUUGGUAAACAUUUUUCCUUGCAACAGGCAAUAUGCUGAAUAUGUUGGAACCCAAAUGAAGGAACCAGAGAGCUCACUAGAGGGGAAGGAAGUCAGGGGUCUACCUGAUGUCGUAGUAACAGCAAAAGAAAAAUCAAACAUUAUAGAGCGUAUAGCAGCAAGCAGGAAAGAGAGACAUGAGUCAACAGUAGAGGAGAUGCAUCAGGAACUUAGUGUGAUCAAUUCUGAGAUGGAGCCAGUGAUUGCAGAGACCUGUCAGAAUUUGUUGCGACGGUUAGAAGAGGAUGAUGUAGAAAUUGCUUCCAAACUCGCUAGAAUAGAACAAGAUGAUGACCAUACUGAGUUACUCAUUUGGAUGAACUGCAUGUGUUUGUGGGACCCACGUUCAGUCCAUUCAAGAAGGUUAGACAGUCGUGGAUAUUGGAACUGGAUGUCACUGAUAAACCAGACUGUGUUGAGUAAUCGUAGAGCAUACGGAGACUUGUAUGUUCGACUGUUGUCUACAGACAUUGAGAGGGAGAAAUCUCAGCAUACUGUAUGGAAGCGAAGAGUUGAAGACUGGAAAACACUCAAAACUGAACUGGCAAUACAAAAAUUCAGAAAGUUUAUGCAAGGAUGCAAAGGUUACAUCUCACCUCAUACAUCGCGCGCCGCUGCAUUAUAUGCUGAAAGAAACAGGAGAAUGUAUAUUCGUCUGUUGAUUGUUUACAGGGAUUUAAUGCCUCCAUCAUCAACCAAAACAUCUGUGUACCACUGGAACAAAGGUGUACAGGAUAUAUCUUUAGAAAUUGAUACAACCAAUCAGCUACACCUGUCAGCACUGCAUAAAGAGUACGAGAAUGUUUGUCAGAGCUGUCUCGAUGAAAUUGAAAGUAUAAAGAAUGAGCUAGUGGAGACAGGUGUGUGUACAGAGAGUAGAGCUAAAACUGUGGUGGAGGAAUUCAUGAUUCCGCUGGUAGGUGGUCGACAGAGAAUCUAUGAGCAGAACCUGGAGACUAUGGAGAAAUCUCUAGAAGAACAGAACAAGCAGACAACAGAGCAGCUGAAAUCAUUGUUCAAGUUUGCCCAGGGGACAGCACAUGUCUGGGAUGUACAUGAAAUUGGCUUGGCUCGCCAAGAGAGGGCGCUUCAGGAGAAACUAGAGCAGUGCCGACAGACUCAUGAUAACCAGAACCAGGACAAGGAGGCUCACCUGGAUAUCAUCAUGGACAGAAUGAGACAGGACGCCACUGAGAAAGCUCUCAAAGACAGUCUCAAAAGGGCAUUGGACAUGCUUGAAAAAAUUAGACAUGCAUAUGAGAUAUUCCACCAAGACCAGACAAACAUCGUAAAGGGAUAUCCAGACAUGGUGAAGUCAGAACUCAAGAAUUACGACGAGGCAUUAUUAAGACUCUUCAUGGUAGACAGAAAUAAACCAUUGGCACCGGAAGUUGAAGAGGCAGGUGAGGAAUCUGCUCCGGCCGAGUCAAAAUCGGUUGAGCCGGAACCUUCUGAUGAAGAAGAUGGGCCUGAAGGGAAGGCAAAGAGGAAAUCUUUUGUACCAAAGCCACAGAAACCAGCAACAGAUUUGCCAUCAGCUAUCAGCGAGGUGCUACAGACCAACAAAGGGAACACAUUCUAUGUGCUGACUGUUGCCGGGGAACAUGGUAUCCCUCCAGAGAAACAAACGGCUACAGAUACAAAGAAAGAAGAUGAAUCGGGAACCAGUGCAUUCAUGACAGAGGUGUCCAAUGUUUCCACAGAGCAAGACCGGAAACCAGACUAUAUUAGAAAUAUUGAUGUUCCAGACUCUGUUCUAAUUGAUAUCAAGAAAAUCAUUCGUAUGAAUUUCCUGAAUCAUCUAGAGGACUGGACAGAGCAAGCUUCUGAAAGAGCUAGUAGUGUUGUUGUUGCCAAGUGUGAGGAGCUGAACAGUGAGCUUGACCUGAGGUUACAUCUACAUAAACCUCGAGCUCGUAGAGCAGAAUAUGAUGUACACAAUGUUAGAGCAGCUGAGCUGGUGAUGCACUCGGAGAGGGUUACUCGGCACUGUAAGGGGAUACAGCAGGCCCUGACAGAGGUCCGAAACAGGUUCACCAACAUGACUAACGAGCACAAUGAUCUCGCUGCCAAAUUUAGACAGGACAUAGAGGCCCUAGAAGUGGUCUUCAUAAAUGCUACAAAAGCUUCAAAGUUGUAUAGUUUGAAGAAUCAGUUAAAUGUGGAGCUAGACAAGUUUAUGUCUGUGAUCAGGGCCUCUCUACGACAGUUCAGGCAACAUCUAGAUGAGACCCUGCAGAUGCUGAGGGAAUCUAAUGCUAGAUUUAUUAAAUCCUUCAAAGUCUUCAGUGAUGGAGGUAACUUUUGUCCUGAGGAGAUAGGCGAGUAUCGUAAAAGGCUUGAUAAAAUGGCGGGUAAUAUUGACAAGUCAGAGGGUGCUGUAAUGUCUGAUCUAGAAGAUAUGGAAUCCAAGAGACUUGAACAAGCUACCAAAGUUGCCAUGGAGUUUGAAGACAGAUUUAAGAGUCACAUGUUUGACUUGAUCUUCAUGGAGAAGAUAGCACGAUGGUUGACAAACACCCAGGUGAAGAUUAAAGCUGAGGUUGCCAAUAGCAACAGUCAGGCUCAGAAGCUUGCACAGCAUCUCAGUGACAUAGAGCGCAGGAUUGAUGCCUGUGAAAAACCUAAUCUAGAUAAAGAGCAAAUCACUGCUGAACAGUUAAAUGACAGCUUGAAAGGUAUUUUCGAAGCUUUCCAGUCUAGAAGUGAAUAUCUGAACUGCCUAAAAGAUCCUUCAAUGAGACCCCCGUCAGGAACCAUGCAAGGGGCACCAGCUGUAGGUGCUAGAGUUAAUUUUGUUCAGGAUGUGGGACCAACGCCUAUCAGUAAAGCAGGGAAACAGCCAUCAGAAGACCCUUCGGUAGGGGUCAUCAAGGGAAUCAUGAAAUUGAACAAGAGCAAGUUAAGAUUUGGACUGGAUGCUGAAUUAGAUGGUGACUAUACUCAAUCAAAUGAGACGAGGGAAAAGAUGAAGUCGUCAAUGUCAACCAACACAUCAUCUGACCGUGGAAAGUUGGUACAGAGUCGGCACGGUCAGUCUCCAGCUUCUGGGGUAGAGGGUAAUGCCAGGAAGGCCCAGUCAGCAGCUGCCUCAAGUUCUUCCAGAAAUGAUUGGACGCGGAGGUCAAGUAGUAAGCCAAGCAAGUAUGAGAAGAAGACAGUAAUAUUUGGUGACAGUACAGAGGAAGAGGACAACACUUCACACUUCCUCGGCAUCAUCCGGAAAAGUCUGAAAGAAGCUUUGGAGGGACUGCUUGCAGCAGCUGAGCUGUAUUACCGUCAGAAGGGCAGUCGUGCUGUGACCAGACCCCAGGCCUUACAAGAGACGUUUGAGCUAUGUUCAGAUGUCGUUGUACAGAAAUUACAGUCUUACUAUCAACAAUCUGAUGAAUAUCAUAACCAAUGUCUACAAGAAUUGCGACAUCAGCUAACACAGCUGGAGAAAUUGGUGGCUCACAUUCCACAGCUGGUUGUUUCUGACUUUGUCAAGGAGCAGAUUGAAUUAUCUAAGUCUGCUAGGACUGGAUUUGAGGCACAGUUCAAGCAAAUACAAGAAAAUCUGGAAGAAAAACAAAAAGAGCACCAGCAUUUACUGCGACCAGCAUUAGGACAUCCCCACCAGAAAGACAAGCUAGAGUCACUGUGUCAGACAGAGGUGGAGAGACAUCAGGAAUAUCUUGAUGCUGUAGAAAAACAUACAAAAACACUCCAGGACAAUGCAGUGGAUAAUGCCAGAAAAUUUCUUGAUGCUCUUGCAAGAAUGUCAGAGAAUCAACUGCUUCAGUUUGAUAAUGAACUAGUGGUUGAUGAUGUAGAAAAAGGACGCAUAGAUCCCACCAAAUACCCGACCACAGAAUUGAUACGUAGAAAGAAUGCUGGAGAACCACUAGAAGAUAGUGAGGAUAAAGAUGCCCUGCCUCGUGGCAAAAAUACAUGGACAGGUUUACCUCACAAUGAGCUUGUAGCUGGUGACAAGCCAGACAAGCCACAGCUGACAGCAUCUGUUACCACUGCUAAAACAACACUGGCUCAUAAUGCUACUGUGAAGGCUAGAGACGGAGCUUAUCAGGAGUACAAGGCACAGUUUGAGAGAGCUCUUCAACAAAUAGAGGAUGAGAAACAGCGAUUGCUGGUUGCUGAGCAACGCUGGAUGGAUAGUUGGAAUACCUCGGUUGAGAAAGUUAAAAUGCUGUACUGAUAUGUGAUACAAGACAUUUUGAUAAAUAGUGUGAUAGUAAAGUAUAAAUUUAUUCCAAUGAAUGAUGUGACAUUUUUGCAUGAAAGCGGUUUCUUUUUCAAAAAUAUGGAAAACUGCCUUUACAUAAAAAGAAUGCAAUAUCUAAGUAUGUAUGUUGUGAUUUGCAUAAAAGUGAUUCAAGUUUUGAAUUCCGUUGCCUCAGAGUAAAACUAUUCUAUAUUUUAUGCUGUAAACUGUUGAUACACAAACAGUUUGUAUUCUGUAGACUGUAUUAUUUAUCUGGUGAUCUUAUUAUUUAUAUAAAAGCCUUAUACAUUAUAAUUUUUUGGUUUUUGUCAAAAAAGAAUACUUCCGUCCAUGUAAGCAUUUUACAUAGAAACUGGGUGUAUUGUGUACUUAUGUCUGUGAUAUUUCUACAUUCCAAGUAAGAAUUUUGGAAUAAAAGUGAUUUUACAGUU
Molecule: messenger RNA, 5021 nt
Organism: Mercenaria mercenaria
Lineage: Eukaryota; Metazoa; Mollusca; Bivalvia; Venerida; Veneridae
Product: coiled-coil domain-containing protein 180-like
Exons: 36
Coding region: 124-4563 (1479 amino acids)
Source: RefSeq, a predicted model, not a curated record